Messenger RNA from Egretta garzetta (little egret), 3664 nucleotides. It is a transcript of the gene EAF1, whose product is annotated as ELL associated factor 1. NCBI's taxonomy places the organism in Eukaryota, Metazoa, Chordata, Aves, Pelecaniformes, Ardeidae. The record is from RefSeq and is a predicted model, not a curated record. Bases 98 to 664 code for a protein of 188 amino acids. The transcript is spliced from 5 exons. Gene Ontology annotation, cellular component: super elongation complex. Gene Ontology annotation, biological process: positive regulation of DNA-templated transcription; regulation of transcription elongation by RNA polymerase II. Gene Ontology annotation, molecular function: transcription elongation factor activity.
AGCAUCGAUUGAUACAUCUUGUGAGGGGGACCUCCAAGUGGGUAAAGGAGAUGACGUAACAAUCACUUUGCCACAUAUUCCAGGUUCAACUCCACCAAUGACUGUGUUUAAAGGAAAUAAAAGGCCCUAUCAGAAGGACUGUGUGCUUAUUAUCAAUCAUGACACUGGGGAAUAUGUGCUGGAAAAACUUAGUAGCAGCAUUCAAGUCAAGAAAACAAGAGCAGAGGGCAGCAGCAAGAUCCAAGCCCGAAUAGAACAGCAGUCUGCCCGAGCAUCACAGCCUCCUUCGCAGUUCAGAGCCCCAACCAAGCCAGCAGUUGGACCUAAAACUUCUCCUUUGAAAGAUAAUCCUUCGCCUGAGCCUCAGCUGGAUGACAUUAAGAGAGAGCUGAGAGCAGAGGUUGAAAUUAUUGAGCAGAUGAGCAGCAGCAGUGGAAGCAGCUCAUCGGAUUCAGAGAGCUCAUCUGGGAGUGAAGAUGAAAGCUCCAGCAGUGAGGGGGAAGAGCCAGCACAUGUGUCCCCUUCCCAGCCACCGCACCAGCAGUAUAACAACAGGAAUGCUAUUGCUAAUGGCACCAGCAGGCCACAAGGAAGCAAUCAGCUCAUGAAUACGCUUCGAAAUGACUUGCAGUUGAGCGAGUCUGGGAGCGACAGUGAUGACUAGAGGCUGAGCUUUUGCUGCUUCUGUUACAUAUACAUGAAGAACUAAUUUACCUUGAAGUGAUCCCAUUGCUUAGGAAGAGGAGCUGGCGCAGAGAUAGUUCCAUGUGUGGAAUUUUAAAAGAAGAAAUGCAUAGCCCUACAAAAUAGGAGAUGUAGAGGGCUGUUUUACUUUGUGAAUUAAGUGUACAUUUUGUGUAUAUUCUUAUUCUUUUAAAGCUUUAAAUAGAUAUGUACAGUGGGUAAGCCAAUAUAUGUUCCUAUGUUCCUGUCUGUCAUCUGGAAGUUUAACAUGUAACUUUAUGAUGUCAUCUAAAAACUUCUUGUUUGUAGAAGAUACUCAGCCCAUCAUGACUUAUGGGGGGGACUCUGCUGCUCUUGUAUAUAGGAUAAGUGUGAGCCAACAAUGAGUUUAAAAGAACACGCAGGAGCUAGUGUGUGCACUGAAGCGGGACCGUCAUAAAUUAAGUUUCAGAGCUAAGUUGAUUUCUUUGGUUUGGGACUUUUCUAAUAUCUUUCUAUUGCUAUUUAUGGUUGAUUUAAUGGACUUACUUUUAAACAGUUGGGAAAGAGAAAUCAUAAAACCAUGUUCGUCACAAACCUUGCUGCACCAGUGCCUUACAAGCAGGUUUUUUAAACAGAGCUUCAGUUCCUGCCACCUUUCCCAUAGGGAGCAAUACUGAAAACCCCUUCACGUUGCUUUUGCAAACAAGAGCUGUAUUUCACGUGCAGCCAACUGUUCUCUGAAGGUAGUUACCCUAGCAAGAGAAGGUAAGGCGUAUACAUCAGUCACCUGAACGCAUCCAAAUGAGAACCGGAUCAGCAUUUUCUUGUGCAACUGAAGUGUCUCAUUUAACUCAGCCGUUCAGACCUAGUCUUCAGAAAUAUUUAGGAGCCCGAUCAAGUACAAGACACAAAUUGGGUUUCCUGAAAUUGUAAGAUCAGAGCCUUGUUUGCAGUUUCCUAGAGAACAUGUAAAGAAGAGAUGACUAAACAAUUGUGAAACAGCAGAAGUCUCUCUCCCACCACAGUUGUCCAGGUAGACUUUAGUUCAUACUGUUUGCUGGACGGGAUCUCUCUGCUUGGCAGGAUUAUACAGAACAUGAAAUAUUUGCCUAGGGUGAAAUUCACCCCUGUUUAAGUGGGUUUAAAGGGUGCUUAGUUGGAUUAUCAUUAACUUUUUUUUUCUCGCAUGGAAAAUGAGUGCCACAGGCAGCCUCUUAUAGCUUGAACAACAGGCUGACUUUUUAAAACCAACAUUCAGCCGGCAUAGGACAAGUGGCGCUGUACUUGUGGUGUAAUCCAGGGGAGUGGAAAGCUGACUUGGAUGCCUCUCCAUUCUUAAGUGUCUGCUUUGCAUCACUUUUGUCUGUCAGUUUGUGGUUUAACUCCUGUUUGUUUACUGAGAACUUUCCUUUUUUUUUUUUUUUUUUUUAAGGUGUUGAAGAGCAAGGGGACAUUUGAAAGGAGAUUUUAUUAAAUGGUUUCUUUUUUUGCAUUAGAUAGAUAUUUAGGCAUAUUUUUGGAUUAUUGUACAUACAUUUAAAAAUACUUGGUUUUUUUAAAGUGUUUUAUGAUGUGGGUACAUAUUUAUCAGACAAUUAUGAAAUAUACUUGAUGUAAAGCCACAAUUGCUCUCCUUUUUUUCCACUUUUUUACAGCAGAAGUACUCUGUUCUAACAAGCUUGUACCAAUUUGGGAUUUUACACUCUGGUGCAGGAGAUCUGCAUGGUAGUUGGCAGUCUAAUUAAUGCUAAUACUGCUCCUGACUUUUCCCAGCUUAAGAUUUGAAUAAGCAGGGAGACAUUUCUCUGAUGCCAUUUCCCCGUUACUGGAGCUUAUUCCUGAGUUCUGUUGACGUUAUUUGUGCUUAAAUGGAAAAGCAGCAGUGCAGCAUUUUCGUUGCUUAUCAGUCACUCGCUGGUCAUGCAUUCUAAAAUACAGGACAUGUCAUAGGAAGUUUACUAAUUAUGUGUAAGUAAAAUACAUGAAACUUAAGAGGAUAAGGCAGCACCAGGCUACAUCAUUGAUUUGAAUCGCCAAUUUAAUUAUGAUUUAGAUCAGCAAGUGGGAAAGCUUCAUUCAGAUAAUCAAUUUUUGCCUUGUUUUGUAUUUGUACUCUAGGUCACAUUUCCCUGCUAUCCCUCCAUAAAAUGUUUCCUCCUCACUCUGUUGGUAACAAAAUUGACAUUUCUUCACGCAAUUGCAUACAGCUUUUAAACUACAUUUGGCCAUCUGUCGCGCACCCUGGAGAAGUGUCAUAUCAAGGGUGGCCAGCCUGUUGUUCCUGAGCUGUUCUGCUGCACAUCCCACACCCAGACUACAGCAUCUGGCUGUCCACGGGGCCGGCAAGCAACGCCGUGUCCCGCAGCCCGCUCAUGGGUGCAAGCAGGACAGUCCCUGCACCUGUGUGACCAGCCCGUCCCCUCCCUGCCACUGUGUCCCGAGCGGCUCCUGGCACCUCCUGCCAGAGCAGCUCUCUGGGAUCUCCACCUUUCCCACAGCUCUCACAGGUACGCGGCACGUGCUUUCGUGAAGGUGAACCGUGCGGAGGCUUCAGUAGGGAACUCGUAAGAGCAGAAAGGGUGGCUGCCGGUUUUGUUCCUUUUUCUAAAUACGCAUGAGUGUGUUUUAAAGCCAUUGCCAGCCUCACGUUUUGAUUGGGGCUUUUAAAAUUUUAUGUUUCAUAUGUUCAGAAAUGGGAAAAGUUGUCUAUCUGCUCCUAUUAGAUGGCUGUUCAUUUCUUCGUGAUUUGCGGCAAGUUUUAUUCAGAUGGAAACUGGAUUAGUUAGUUCCAACAGUUAGUUGGAAUUCUUUUAAUUAGUUGGCAAUAUCUUUAACAUGCUGGAGAAAUAAAUUGACUAAAAUAUGUUUUGAUUAAACCUGGUAAUGAAACAAAGUAUUCCUGAUUAUUCCUGUCUGGUUCUAAUCCCGCAGGAUGUUAGCACUAGCAGAUCUUACCACCUUACCGCUACUUUUUCCACAUAAAGUAGGAACAUCUUUC